Molecule: messenger RNA, 4896 nt
Organism: Engraulis encrasicolus (European anchovy)
Lineage: Eukaryota; Metazoa; Chordata; Actinopteri; Clupeiformes; Engraulidae
Gene: gas2l1
Product: growth arrest-specific 2 like 1
Exons: 5
Coding region: 500-3667 (1055 amino acids)
Biological process (GO): regulation of microtubule polymerization or depolymerization; actin crosslink formation; microtubule bundle formation
Cellular component (GO): actin filament; cytoplasm; microtubule plus-end
Molecular function (GO): microtubule binding; actin filament binding; cytoskeletal adaptor activity
Source: RefSeq, a predicted model, not a curated record
UGCACGAGAGACAGCACAGGGUUAACUUCAUUCUCCUCGCGCUUAUCCUCAGUAAUGAGAUAGCCAGGGCUAUGCUGGCGAAUUUAAGCCAGAAAGGUUUUCAGUGUUGAGCGCAGACAACCAAACACCUGCUCCAAAAUGGCAGGAUACGGCUUCAGACAUACAGGAUAUUUUCUUUAGACAUUCGCGAGGACUGGUUACGACCUUGACAGGUGAGGCCUGGGCAGUUUUGACUGUGGAAUGCGAAGAUGCUUCGCACAUGCGGCUAGGAGUGUUUUUGCCAUGUACCAGCAGAUUUUCAUCCCACGCGUGAAUGCGACAGUCGCCAUGCCAUCGUUCUGAGGGGUGUCUCGUCUAAGCUGCACCAGCUCUGAUGUAACCGUUAACAGCUUGUAAAUAUGUCUACGCAUGGAAGCCCAGUGUCGGUCCAAGGAUGGCGCUAAGACGAGGACACUGUAGGGUGUGAUGUAGGGUACCAAGAAACAACGCACAGCACAACAUGGCUGAUCAGAGCAGUAUCCAGUCUGCCGCCUCCAAGAGCAUACGCCCAUUUAAGUCGAGUGAGGAGUAUCUAUAUGCCAUGAGGGAAGAUCUUGCGGAAUGGUUGAACAUGUUAUAUGAGCUGGACAUCACCGCGGAGACGUUUAUGGAGAGCCUGGGUGACGGCUGUGCUCUCUGUCGACAUGCCAAUAACGUCAAUCGCGCGGCGCAAGAUUUUGUAUCAGCAUACCCGGAGUCCACUCAGGCUCUCCGGACGCCAAAGAAAGAUGUGGUUUUCUUAUCACGCAACGUCACCCCGGGCUCGUUUCUGGCGAGGGACAACGUCUCCAACUUCAUCGGUUGGUGUCGUCAAGAACUGGGGAUCAAGGACGUGCUCAUGUUCGAGACUAAUGAUUUGGUCGAGCGGUGCAACGAAAAGAAUUUUGUGUUGUGUUUGCUGGAAGUCGCGCGGCGUGGGGCCAAAUUUGGCAUGCUGGCUCCCAUGUUGAUCCAGUUUGAGGAGGAGAUUGAGGAGGAGAUUCAAGACCACGCGAAUAGUUCUACGGUUAUGAAUAGUUCUGCGGCUAUCAUGAGGGAGCGCAGCCCUCCCGCUCCCUGUGACACGGAGGUCGGGAGUCUGCAGGACAGUAGAAGUAUAGAAGACCCACACCCUCCCUUGAUGGAAGACUGGGUCCAGAAGCAGAGAGUGAUGUGUGAUAUGCGCAGCUUGGAUGAGUUGGUCCGUGAGAUAUUGGGCCAGUGUUCAUGUCCUGCUCAGUUUCCCAUGAGCAAAGUAUCGGAGGGCAAAUACAAAAUUGGUGACUCCAAUGCACUUAUCUUCAUCAGGGUCCUUCGCACUCAUGUGAUGGUCCGUGUCGGGGGUGGCUGGGACACCCUGGAGCAUUACUUGGAUAAACAUGAUCCCUGUCGCUGCGGUGCAUAUAGUCACCGCCACCAGCAGGCUAAAGCGUGCGGGCAGGGCUCCCACAGCAAGUCGUCUAGUGCCCACUCCUCACGCUCCACCAGCCCUGGGCCUCAGGGGCGGAACGAAAGUAUGCCCUCGAGGCCUCCCAAACGGCCGCCUCUGGAUCCUUCCGGAAGCUGUGUCACAGGUUCUCCUGCCCGACAGGGCCGUUCCCAAAAGCCAUCCCUUUUCACAGAGAGAGAUUCCAGCGCAGGACGUUCGCCCAAGUUCUUGCCGCGACCAAACCGGGACCACUCGGAGCCUCGACACUUCAAGCCUUUCAGGAGUAAAGACUUUUCAUCACCAGGGGCUCACAAGCUGUCUGUCAGCAGUGACUUGCCUACAGUCCCUGCCAGUCCGCAGCGCGGGGACGUAGACGUCGUGCUGCUCGUCAACCGAAAAGAGGGACGGCACGCCAUUGAACGGCUCGGUGGAAAGAAGGAUCCCACCGUUCCGCAACUAACUCAGACGCGCGCAAGAAACAUUUCUCAGGACCACCACCUUAGUACUACACAGACAGCUCAAUCGCCCCUUCGUCACAGUCCACUUCACGUGUACACAGAUAGCCCACGAACUGCCCACACCGAACAGAAUCACCCGCAGUACUCGGACAGUCUGCGUCAUCUUCAGAGCGCGGACUCUCCCAGUCGGGGGGAGAGACGGCUGUCUUCCAACGGUCACGCCCACGAGACCAACCCCGCCGCCUCCCCCCUACAGCAAAAUAAGCAGGCGAGAGGCGGCGGUUGCCAUUCCUCCAGACAGAUCUCCCCAAUCAAAGUGAAAAGGAGCCUGAGUCCUUCCAAGAGGGGGUUAACAUCAUACCGCCAACCCAGCUUACAGACUUUAUCGCCUGGCAAAGGGAGACUGCUGCCUGCUUUGUCUCAGUUUGGUCGACAUUCUCCCAAUUCGCCCAGUCGCACUUCCCCACAUCACCACAACCACUCGGCUCACUCAUCUCCCCAUCUCCAAGGCUCUAGCACAACCCGCGCUCAGAGGAGUAGGUCUAACCCAAGACCCUCUCUUCAGGGUGAAUCCCUGGACGAGGUCCCGGGACUGAGUUACAGCUUACGCCAUUUGCCAAGUUUUGAUCGCCAGAGGGAAGAGGAGCUGUACAGCGCCUUUGAAGCCGAGUAUCUAGCCAACACCAAGAGCCAGAUGUCGCUCACUAGCCCAGACAAAGGAGAAGAAGGGAUGGACACACUUCCAUUCCUCAAACUGCAACAGGAUCUUCAUUUAACCUCGAAUGUCAGACGUGUGUCGGCCUCUGAGGAUCCGAAUCCGAUCGAUUUGGCGUCUUGUUCCUCCUCCAGCUCCUCCACAUCCUCCCUCAAUGUCGGGGGUAAAGUUUCUGGCUUAUUUCCAGACCUGAGAGAAGCCAAAAAGACUAAAUAUAGAUCUUCUUCCCUGAACGGCCCGCCCACCACUCUCUUUCAAAACCCGACCUUGACAACGCUUCCCGACACCAAAAAGCUGAGCGAGUUUGGCAGAGGGCCCAAGAGGCUGCCUGCAAUUUCUGGCUCAGUAGAAGACAGUUGCAAUCCGUGUUUUAAUAACUCCAACAGCCUGUCCCAGCCAUCUCCUGUCCUCAGUCCUCUGAAGGGGUCGUCAGACACCGUGGAACCCGCUGCCUUUCUCCAGGAACUCACAUCGGACAUGAGGUCUGAUGACCUCAACCACAGACCCAAGGACAAUCUCAUCCUGCCACUGAUUUCGCCCUUGCCACGCCCGGGAUUCACGGACACCUGCCUGUUACAGGACUCCUGCGACUCCAGCGCCAUGUGCUUCAGUGAGUCAGGUGACAUCACCUCGCCGUCACACCAGCUGGCCAAUGGGGACAUGGAGGGCAUGGCGGUCAUGCGGGGCAAGAAGGGACAGAAGAGGACAGAGUGGACAUCGUCAUCGACCUCCAUUUACAAAAUGAAGUUACGGCCAAGGGUUCGGCCACGCACCGACGGCCGGCCAGAGAGCCCGUCUCGCAUUCCAGUCCCUGUGGGCAGCAAAGACAUGCAGCAGCAGCAGCAGCUUGAAUCCAGCCACCUGUCCCCUCUGCACACCCCCUCAGAGUUCCCUCACCCGCAUUCCAACGAGUAUUCCCCAUCUAGGAAAGCGCUCCAGCAGGUCAUCACGGAUCUUGUUCAUCCACAGUCCUGCUCUCCGGGGACGGGGCCCAUGGACUGCUCUUUCCCCAAUCCGUCCAACCUCGACACAGAGGCAUGUAUGUAGCAAACGUUAGGAGGCAGGGAACAACUUCAGUAAUGUAAUUUUGAACUUAUUUAAGUUAUUUUCAGACUUUUGUUGUCUGGGAUCACAACAGAGAGAGGAUUUGAUUGGAAGUGAGUAUGUGAAAGCAAAGACUUCAAUGUAAUAUCAGUUGAACUUAUUUAAGUUAUUUUCAGGCUUUGUUUGGUCUGUAAUUGUAUACUGUAUGACAACAAAGAAGUGAUUGAAAGUGUUUUGGGGUAAGAUCAGUAAAUGACUUGGGGUUAGACUGGAAGCAGGGUCCCUGGAUGUAAUGCACACCUUAGCCAACUGCACCCACCAUGUAAUGUACUGUACAGUAAUGUCUGAUGAAAUCUCUAUUGCACUACUUGGUAUGGUACUGUAUGCAUGGUCUUCUAACGCUAAUAAACCAGAAGGCUGUAAGGAGGAAACAGAAAACAUCCUGAUUUUACAACUGGAUAGCACGUUAUAAUAACCACCCACCAUUAAUUAAUGGUUUAUUAUAGCAAUGAUUACUAAGUAUAUUACGUACAAAUACUUAAUUAUUGUUUUAUGGAAAUGUAAAGCAUUAACUAAAACAUAGUUUAUCACAUAUACACCAUCAGUUACAUUUGUAGGUAGUAAUCAUGAUUAUUAAAUAUGUCAGUUACAAAUACUUAAUCGUCCGUUUUUGGCAAUGUAACAAAAUAGAUAUUGAAUCAUAGGCUAAUAAAGGAUGUUCAAUUUACAGCUACGGUAUUGAGAAAAGUUUUGCAAUUUUACAUUUCUAUAAACCUCUAAUAAAGUAUUUGUAUGUAACAUGAUAUGUAAUCUUUGAUCGCUAUCUACAAAAUUAAUUGAUGAUUUAUCAGUGAUUAACCAUGUUAUUGUAGUUGUAAAAUAUACAGAUAAUUAACCAUUUAUAGUGGGUGGUUGUUAUAAAGUGCUACCUGAAAGGGUAAAUGAAGGAUACUGUAAUUUAGGAGAGCGAAAGUUAUAGCAAUUUACUGUAAUUAAACCUAAAAAGCUGCACAAUCAAAUGAGGCAACAGGCACUUUUAAAAAUGACAGCUGUGUUUGUAAUUGGUUUGAUCUGGAACUGUUUCAGACUAAAAGGCUUGUGGUUAUUUGGCCUUGUAUAUUACUUUGUCAUUUUUUUCAUAUUACUGAAUAAAAAAAAUCAGAGUAAGGAACUUUUUAAGUACAUUUCAUGUGUCCAGUUCAAGUGUAUAAUACAUUUAUAUUCCAAUCAUC